Molecule: messenger RNA, 456 nt
Organism: Cooperia oncophora
Lineage: Eukaryota; Metazoa; Nematoda; Chromadorea; Rhabditida; Trichostrongylidae
Source: the annotation of a GenBank genome assembly
AUGGCACCUCCUCGUCAGCGUAAGCAUGUGAAUGCACCUGUGCAGCUUGUUGGCCCGCAGCCAGCCGCUGGUGGAGUGCAAAGCACUGAUGAUAACUGUUCGAAUUCGAUUACCGGUGUUACGGUGUCAGUGCAUCCAGUCUGGCCCGAUAUGCAAUUCACACAAGGAGAGCUGUUCUUCGAAUGCACAUUGUUUCUAUAUUCGGUUCUGGCGUUAUUUCUACAGUAUCUGAACAUCUACAAGACGUUAUGGUGGUUGCCGAAGUCCUACUGGCAUUAUUCAAUGAAAUUCCACCUAAUCAAUCCAUAUUUUCUCUCAUGUGUGGGUCUACUGCUUGGAUGGCGUGUUACGAAGUGCUUUUGGAAAACGGUAUGUUUUACUUUAGACAUACAUGCAGCGCUAGGUUUAGUUUCAAUAUUUUCAACAAUGAACCUGAGGCCCACUACUACAAAGUAA